Cydia strobilella is the source of this 7301-nucleotide messenger RNA. Its product is annotated as serine/arginine repetitive matrix protein 1. The record is from RefSeq and is a predicted model, not a curated record. The transcript is spliced from 15 exons. Bases 235 to 1803 code for a protein of 522 amino acids. NCBI's taxonomy places the organism in Eukaryota, Metazoa, Arthropoda, Insecta, Lepidoptera, Tortricidae.
UAUCGCAAAUACAAAAUGGCCGUCUCUGAUGGAGAAAGGUGUGUCGCUGUCGCGUAAUACAUAUUUUUCGACUUGCAGCGAGGAAUAUCAUUGAACUUCAGUGAAAAGUUUUGGUGUUUUAUUACUACUGCGCCGCCGGCUGCCGUGCGACCGCCGCGUGGCAGGGCUUCGCCCUUCGCGUCGCGCGCGUUUGGAGCCCUCGCUCCUUCCGACCCCCGGUCGGAAUCCUCAAGGAUGUCGAGCGCCCGGCGCAACGGAUCGGUGUCUCGCGCCGCGGAGGCCGCCUCCAAGAACCGGCUUCACAUGGAUCGGAAUCCGCAGCACUCCAGGAUAACCGAUCCAUCGAAUCCGGCCGGACGCCGCAAAGAGAUAGACAACGUGAUGAAGAGAGCACGCCAGGCCUCCCCAGGCAGCUGGGACCGCAAGCUGCUGCAGGUUGAAGAGAAGGACCCAAACAGAUGGCGCCACACGGGCUACAAGCAGAUGUAUUUGGACGGCUCGCGGUCCCCCUCCCCGCGCCGCUCCCGUUCCCCCGCCAGGCGCUCCAGGUCCCCGCUGCCGCUGGCGCGGCGCUCGCGCAGCCCGCUGGCGCGACGCUCGCGCUCGCCGCCGCCGCGCCGCGCCGAACAUGUUCGCUCGCCGCGCCGGAGCCCCCGCCGAUCGCCGCCCAGACGCAGCCCGCUCCCGCUCGGCGGUCGCCGCCGCUCGCCGCGCCCGCGUUCCCCCCCGCCGCGCCCUCGUGACGCGCGCGACGCUCGUGACGCGCGCGACACUCGCGACGCGCGGGACACGCGCGACACCCGCGACGCGCGCGACACGCGCGACAGACGCGACGCGGCGGACGUGCGGCGCGCGCGGCCGAGACCGGCGCCACCGCCAGUUGUCCGGCCGCCGUCGCCGCCGGAUCCUAGAAAGUCUUCUGGAUCCGGGUCGUCAGGAAGCAGCUGUUCGGACGAGUCCUGCUCGGUGUGCUCGGCGAAGAACAAGAAACCGACCGGACCGCCGCCUGGACCUAAAGGGGCUAAGCCACCUCCCGGGGCGCCGCCGGCCAAGCGCCCGCCCGCGUCGGCCGCGCGCGCCGUGCAGCCCACGAGGGAGCUCCUUAAAGCCAGGGAGGCCAGCAAGCGCACACGAGAGGAGAAGGUGCUAGAAUGGCAGCGCUCUCAGAUGGCCGUCAACCGCCCCCCCGCGGCCCCCAUCCCCGCCACGCAGAUCAAGCGGGAGGGAGAGAGACGGCGCGAGCCACGCGACCCGCGCGAGGGAGAGAGGAGACGCGGCGUGUCACCCGCGGCCAUCGCCGCUGCGCUCAAUGAUAGUGACAGCGAUAGCGAGUCUGAUGCCAGCUCGGAGCAACCGCAGAGGUUGACCCUGUCAGAACGUUUCGGCAAGAUGGCGCAGUGGUCCGCCGACCGCAGCGCCCGUCUCGAGAACAUGCGCAUCACGCGCCGGGACAGCGCCCUGCACGUGCGCAUAGAGCGCCCCGACGGAGCGCCCGAGCCCGCAGCGGAGCCCUACCCAGGCCUAGAAGCGGCCCCGGUGGGCAGCUACCCCGAGGAGCUGCUGGCGGCGGCCCCCGGAGGCCUGCCGUCCUGGGACGACGUGCGGGUCCGCUACGACUACUACAAGAAGCGCGGAUAUCUGCGAGGACUGACGCUGAGCGACUACGUGAAAUGGGAGGAGUGGUGGUACAAGUACCAGGAGUGGUUGAAGAGAGAGCGCGCCUACGAGCGCUGGGCUGAGGGCGAGGUGGGAUCGGUGCGACGCGAGCGUCGCCGCCGGGGAGGCCGGCACCGGCGCAGCUGAGGGCGCGCCGCCCCCGCGGCGGUCCUGGCCGUGGACCUGGCCGCGGGGGCGGCGUCCGAGUUGUAGGCGCCACCCCGUGCGGGCCGGCUGCAAUCCUGCGAUGCAGUGGUUGAUCACUAAACCAGCCGUCACCCAAACACACGAAAAAGACUAUUCAGUGAUAGUGUAUACUAACUUUAUGUGCGUAUUAACUCUUGUCAUAUAAUAUAAAUAUAUAAAUGUAAGACAUACUGUACUAUGAAUUAUCUCAAAUGAUUUUUUCGCCAAAACCCUAAGCUGUUAAACAAAAGGCAUUGGUGUCACCGUCAACGCAAGCUCCUGAUGAUACUCCUCGGUACGGAGUGAAACAUGUCGAGCGUUUUUCGACUUAAAAUACGUGAGUGACCCGUUAUAAAUAUAUUUAAUAAAAGGCACUAAAAUUGCUUUUAAAACGGGCGUGAUCCUUUUCACUAAUGACAAAGAUAGAUAUAACUCCGUAAUAGAUAGAUACAGUCUAAGGAAAAAACGUGCCUCGAAAAUCAAGAAAAUUUGAUUCUCGUUCAGAGGGCGCUACUAGUUUUGGCCUACAGUCGUACAGAUGGCGUUGACGGUUUCGUUUGUUAUUUAACAAUUUUAACGCAUAUCAGUGAAAGAACAUGGGUGAAAAUCAUAAAAAUAAUUAAUGCAAAUAAAAUUUUUUUUUUAUCUAUAUUUAAAUACAUUCUGUCGUAUUUUUAAAAAUCUACAUUUUUAGUUUUAAAGUGUGUCGACAGAUGGCAGUGAAUUACUGGGGUUACAAAAUUUACUAUGACAGUACCGCUCUAGUAUAGCCACCGCGGUGCACAAAAGAAACAAUGCCAUUUGUUUAACGGCGUAGGGUUUGUGCUAAAAAAUCAUUUGAGAUAAUUCAUACCAUACCAGUUACUUAAAGCGAGGUUUAGACUAGCAAGAACUUGCAUGUAAUUUUCAUUACAUUGCGGUAUCUGAUAAACAUUUUGAAUGCAGUUUACCUUAGUAGUCGGCAAUGUAACGUUAACUGCAUGCAAGUUCUUACUAGUCCAAACCUCGCUUAACACCAUAUGUGACAUUUUCAACCAAAAGGUACCACAUUGUCGCUUGUCAAUAAGAUUGAUUUCAAAUUGAAGCUAUAUGGAAAUAGCGCCUUAAGGCCGUUCCAUCGGUUUGCCGCUGUCUUUGUCACAUUUCGCAAGAAAGAACGGAAAAGAACAUACGCGCCAAGUGUCAAUUUUGAUCGAAUUUUGUCGGUUUUUAUUUAUUUUUAAAACGUUACCUUACAAUAUCGAAAUUCUAAAGCUAUGAAAUUACUAUUUAUGUUAAGAUUGUUUUUUCUUCUUUUUUUGUUUAUAGUAUCACAUAAUAAAUAACCGAGUAAAGUAGGAUUAAAAGUCCGAGUUAGAGGUUACUUUAGGAGUUAAUUGUGUCGAGCGAAGUGUCAUAAUUCGUGUAUCGGAGGCUAUGUUGUUAAAGAUAAUAUAGUCAAGAACUACAUAUAUUUUUCCCACGUCUACGAAUAUCAACGCCCCUUAGAAAAACAUGAUCAUAUAAGGAGAUUUUUCGCCUUCUGGCUCAGGGAACCGCCUUAAUGACAACCGUCAAUAAGUACCCUUUUGAUUGAAAAUGGCACAUAUAUCAAAUAAGAAUGACGCAACACAAUAACAGAUCACGAAGGGUUGCUUAAGAUUGUAUUUUUACGUACAAAUUUAUUUAACAUGUUAUGAAUUAAUGCGGUAGUGCUGUCAAAAUAUUGCAAAAAUAAUUAUAAUUAUAAUUGAACUAAAUUGAAGCUUUUGAAAUUGUGAAAAUUACAAUAUCACGUUGUGACAAUGAAAAUUUGAUAUUUCACAAGAAUUAAGAUUAAGUGUCCAUUACAUGAAAGCAAUGCUUGAACAAUAAGCAAAUAAGUUGCUAAGGACACCAUGUCUAGAGCCUCGAAAUAUCUUAACCCUAUUAACGCCAAGAACCCAUAAAGUGGUCGUUACUAGUCGUGCCCACAGCGCCAAGGACCACUAUAUGGGUUAUGGCGGACGCUGUUAAAGUAACCUUGACACUUUCAAGUAAAGUUUACAUUCGCUCCAUAGACAUAGUAUAGUAGUUAUAGACAUGAAACCGAGCGACCAGGGGUAAGAGAAAGACAUAAUGUAUUGACAGGUUAAUGUAUGGCAGCAUAAUCCUUUUUCUCUUUCACUCUUAUAAAUUUCGGUAUUUCGCCAUCGCCUCCUACCUAUGCUGCCAUAACCCGACCAUGAAAAAAAAACCCGGUCGGUGAUAAGGACAAAGCAUGGCACUAUUUUCUCUUGUCUUACAGGAAUCGCAAUAAGACUAUCUUUCUCUAUCAAAACGUGUCAGGCCCUUGCUUGCGCCCGUUAUCUUGGUGUAACAGUGACAUUUUUGUUUAUGACCUAAAGCGAUCAAAAGGUUAACACCUUGACAAUAGAGCUGUGUGCAGAUAUUUGUAAGCACCUUGUCCGUUACGAUAUAUCUAAUGUUACGUGGCGAAACUUGCGCCGCUGAUGGGAAUAAUCUAUAUUUAUUUGUAGAAGCUAUGAUUUUGUAUUAAGAUAUAGUAGACCAAUCAAAUUAGGUCCAAAAAAGCAUUUUGAGGCAUUAAUUCCCAGCAAGGAAAUCGCUUUAAUACUUUGGUCCUAAUUGUGUGGACUGAGCGAAGAUGUAGUGACAAAAAUUGAGAAAGGUAUGUUGAGAUGGUUUGGACACGUGGAAAGAAUGAGUGAAAGAAGGCUAACAAAGAGAGUAUAUAUGGGAGAGGUAGAAACGGGAGUUGGAAGGGGCAGACCUCGGCGGACUUUCUCUGAUCAGAUCGGGGAAAUCCUGAAGAAAGGCCAGGUCAAGAGCACCCUAAACCGGCGAGCGUGUAUGAGGAAUGUUAUGAAAGUGAAGGAAGCGAAAGAUGUAUGUCAGGAUCGUAGCAAGUGGAAAUCCGUGGUCUCUGCCUAUGCCUACCCCUCCGGGAAAUAGGCGUGAUUAUAUGUAUGUAUGUAUGUAUGUGUGUAAUCCGAGUUAAUCCCCUGGCGUGCAUACAUUUUGGGAGCCUUGGACGACACAUUUUUCCUUGAAUUAGCAAACCACUCGAUUUAAAAGGAACCCACUAUCAAUUGGUUAUUUAUCUGUAUUUAAAAUAAAUUAUUUUACUCCAUGCUAGACAUAAAGAACCAGAACAUUAAUAGAAAAACGUAGACAGCAGCUAUUUUUAGACACAAUUUCUAUUUUAAAACCCAUAUAAAACUAUAAAGAGAACAAAUUACCUACUCUUUAAUUUUUUUAAUGGCGUUUUCGGAUUUUAACAUGAUCUUACCAAAAAUUAAGAAAUUCAAAAUGGCGGCCAUUUUUUACAACUGACUACGAAUUCAUACCUUACCUAGUUACCUUUCGGAUCAUCGGAUAUCAAUUUUCAUCAUGAUUAGAGCAAAAAUUCCGCCAAACGUAUACCGUUUUCGAACUACAAGCAAAAACUAAAAGAGCCAAAAUGUUUACACCCAGGUGUGUAAAAAUUUUGGCUCUUGCACAAACUCCGAUUACACGCAUUUAGGACCAAAUGAAGGUAAAAAACUAAUUUGAUUGGCCUAUACAUAGAUAUAGAUAAUUAUCUUAAAUAUUUAUUUGUUUUACUAUUACGAUAUUGAACGUAAUUUAAAUGUGUAGGUGGUAUAGAUGUUUGCAAGUGUCUAUUUAAUUUACAUAUUUUAGGAAACUUCUACCAAUAGUUGGCACCUGCCCUACAAAAUAGAUGCCAGUGACUGGUACUUUUCACUGUCAAUGAUUGGGUCGACUUUAAAUUUUGAUGUCCAUGACACCUUAACUAUAUUACAUGAUUGAUACCAUAAAUAUAUGUGUUGUUUUCAAUCAAAAGGUACCACGUUGUCGCUUGCCAUAAGGACGGUCUGACAGGUUAUUCGUAUAAAGAUACAAUCUAAUUUCGUCCUUAUGGUAAGCGACAAUGUGGUACCUUUUUGCUUGAAAACGUCACAAUUAUUAUUCUGAAGAUACAUAUUGGUUGGUAUACCAAAAAAUACUAGAAUUUGUUUCUAGCAAUAUCUAAAUUAUUUAGACAAUUAUUUUAAGUAAGGAUCAAAACAGUACAUUAGUACACCUGUAUAUACAAAUUGAUAAUCUCAUAUAUUUUGUCUUUUAAGUAUGAAAAAGGGAGCUUUUUGGCGCGUGUACAUAGCUUGUAUACGGUCAAUAGAUGUUAUAUUAGGUAUUUAAAUUAAUAAACCACGUGACUUUGUCAUUCACCAAACUAAAUAUUACCACAGAUCCAAGGUUUUAAAAUUAUUCUUAGUCUUUUUACACACUUAUUUAGCUUCACUGCGCAUAUACCUACCUGUGUAUAUAUAGUGUUUCAAAUCUUGUAACUAAAAUUUGAAACAUUUCCCGGUAUCUGAUUCAGUUGAAAUUUGGAGUACUGUCGUAAUUCCGGUGACAAUGCAAUAAUAUGCUAACAUGGAGGUGUUCUGAUGAUGCAGCCGGUAGGUAGCCAAAGGAACUCCUCGAUGGAAAAACACACACAUCAAGCGUAUAGGUUCAUUAUAAAGGUCUCAAGAAGUACUCGAUAGACAUGCAAACGAGAAGAAGUACAGUCAGCAAUAAAAGUGUGUCACAAAAAUUUUUUUUUGACAGUUACUUGAUCUAUGGUACUAUCCUAUUGGCCGAAUGACGGAGUCACAUGUGUUUGUUUUUGUGACAGGUUUUUACCCCUGAAAAAUGUAUAAUAUGAUGAAAAAAAAACUAAAAAAAAAAUAGCUUGUAGUUCGUAACAUACCUACCUAAUUCUAGAUUAAGAUACGCAACGCAAUAAAAAUCUAAACAAAAAAUCAAAAUCUGAGAGCACAUUUCUAUUACUCUGAAUAACUUAUCUGUUGGACACCAAGUUACUAAGUGGCCAGUGCAAUUGAAAUUCUUUAGCUUAGUGACAGACGUGAAAUGCAAAAAAUGGCGGACACCUCGUGGACACAAUUUGUUCUCGACACUCGACAGCUUGUCUAUACAUAUAUAUGUUAUAUAUUGACGACCGGUCUGGCGUAGUGGGUAGUGACCCUGCCUGUGAAGCCGAUGGUCCUGGGUUCGAAUCCCGGUAAGGGCAUUUAUUUGUUCCUGAGUCAUGGGUGUUUUCUAUGUAUUUAAGUAUUUAUAUAUUAUAUAUAUCGUUGUCUGAGUACCCAUAACACAAGCCUCCUUGGGCUUACCGUGGGACUUAGUCAAUCGGUGUAAGAAUGUCCUAUUUUUUUUUUUUUAUAUGUCUGUACGCGGAGGUAUAAAAAGGUAAAGUUGACGCAGAAGCCGAUCUUGUUCAAACUUGUUCGAGAGAUAAACUAGGCAGCUGUGGUGACACUGGUGACUUGGAAAACUCGGUGUCAAUCAUUGGGUGGUUUUGCCCUAGUUUACUAUAUAUUCCCAUGAUAGCACAAAAUGUUGCUUUUUAGUUAAUCAUGUAGUAGAUGUUUAUUAAUUAAUGAGAAUAAAAUGUUUAUAGAAAAAAUCCA